Molecule: messenger RNA, 6003 nt
Organism: Microtus oregoni (creeping vole)
Lineage: Eukaryota; Metazoa; Chordata; Mammalia; Rodentia; Cricetidae
Gene: Ipcef1
Product: interaction protein for cytohesin exchange factors 1
Exons: 9
Coding region: 140-1369 (409 amino acids)
Source: RefSeq, a predicted model, not a curated record
ACACUGCCACCCCCUCCCUCCUUCUCUCUUUACAAAUGUUACAACACAAUCAGAAAUUGCCUCUGUUCUUUCCUUCCUGCAUCUCCAGCAGGUUCCCUUGCGUCAGAAGCCGAGGAAGAAAACUCAAGGUUUUUUCACCAUGAGUCGGAGGAGGAUAUCGUGUAAAGAUCUGGGCCAUGCUGACUGCCAGGGUUGGCUGUACAAGAAAAAGGAAAAGGGAACUUUUCUAAGCAACAAAUGGAAAAAGUUCUGGGUGGUACUGAAGGGGUCGUCGCUGUACUGGUACAGCAACCAAAUGGCAGAAAAAGCUGAUGGAUUUGUCAACCUGCCAGAUUUCACAGUGGAAAGAGCCUCUGAAUGCAAGAAAAAACAUGCAUUUAAGAUCAACCACCCAGAGAUCAAAACCUUCUACUUUGCGGCAGAGAAUUUACAGGAAAUGAACAUGUGGUUAAGCAAACUUGGAUUUGCAGUAAUCCACCAGGAGUCCACUACAAAGGACGAAGAAUGUUACAGUGAGAGUGAGCAGGAAGAUCCUGAAAUAGCCUCGGAGACGCCACCCCCUCCGUAUGCUUCCGCAACUUCCUCUCCUGUGGUACGUGUCGAUGUUGCACGGCGGGCAUCGUCUUCUUCACCUAAAUUGAGAGGAUCCUCAUGCUCUUUCUCCUCUCUGGAGACUACAGGAAAGGUACCCAGCCGGGUUUCUUCCUCGGGAUCUAAAGAAAGACAGUCCUGGCUCGACAUAGUCAACAACGCGCCUGCUGCUGAAGAUGCGGGGCAUCCCCUGACACUCACUGUACAGGUCCACACAUCUUCCGAGGCAAGCAAUUGCCUGGCCUCAGAGAACAGCUCCGUCACUGCAGAAAGUGGUUUUUUGAACUCUUUAUCUAGUGACGACACUUCUUCCUUGAGCAACAAUCAAAACCAUCUGACAGUUCCAGACAGAGCUGCUGGCUCAAGAAUGGUGGACAGAGAAGAAACAAAAGUAUCCGAAGAUGAUGAGAUGGAGAAACUCUAUAAAUCGUUGGAGCAAGCAAGCCUAUCUCCUCUCGGGGACCGAAGGCCUUCAACCAAGAAGGAACUGAGAAAGUCUUUUGUCAAGCGGUGCAAAAACCCAUCCGUAAAUGAGAAACUCCACAAGAUCAGAACCUUGAAUAGCACAUUAAAGUGCAAAGAACAUGAUCUGGCCAUGAUUAACCAACUGCUGGAUGAUCCGAAGCUGACAGCCAGGAAGUACAGGGAGUGGAAGGUCAUGAACACACUGCUGAUCCAGGACAUCUAUCAGCAGCAGCAGGUACCUCAGGACCCUGAAGACACCUCCCAGGAACUCAAGAACCCCAGCUCUUCUGACUGUGUUGAAAAGUCUCUUUGAGCAGAAGCCAGGACUGCUUCCUUUCUUGUUCCUGUGCUAUUCUCCAAGACGCUGCCAGGGCAGACAUUUUGCUUACAAGGAAACCCCAAACCCAGCUCCUGAGGCAUCCUCCCUUUCUUCGGAGGAUGCGACCAGGGUGAAGCCAGUUCUGAUGCAGUGGGAGACCUGGCUUCCGUGUGUUGCAUCCAUCGAUACUGGAGUUAUGGAGUUCAUCUGAGCAGGCGUAUCUUCUGUGCUCCUUCUGGGAGCUGCUAGGAAUGCUAGGCUCUAGGGGAGAUGUGGAAGGGGUAACCCCUCUUUUGCUUUCAAGAGAAUUGCAACCUAACAUAGAUAAGAGGCCCAAUUUUACUAUGGAUAAUAACUCAUUGGGACAUUCUGUUUACAAAGAAGCUUGGAGGACUGCCUUUGGUGGGCAGCAGAGUUUGAGUAGAGGGGUCUCUUCCACAGUAGCUGCUGGAACUGGACAUGUGUUGGCAUUUGUGGAACACAAGACUCUUCUUACCUUUGGUACAGAGAGCAGUGCCUUUUGGAUUUGUUGAGUGCUUAUUUGAAGAGUAUGGCCUGGUGGGGUGGAGAGUGGGGAGCCCACGGAGGAGGCAAGCUUUCUGUUCCACUCAGAGGACAAUUUCAAAUGUUCAUAUGCUUUGCCUAGGGUGUGUGUGGGGGAUCUGAUUAAAGUGUCCCUUCCUUCCAAAGUCUAGGAGACAGACCAUCACAAGACAGUUGGAGACCUUUGUCCUCCACCCCCAGAUUCUCAGAACAGUGGUAGGAGAUUGUAAUACCCACUGCCAGGAAUGUUAUACUGUGUUCAUACCAGGCUGUGGUAUGAAUUUCUAUCCAGCUUUCCUGGGAUCCAAAUUCACAAGGUUAUUUCUGAAUUGUCCUGAACUUGGAAAAAAACCUAGACCCACAAAACAACAAGAAGACAGUUAAGCAGGAUUGCUUUAUUUUUGUAAGUUUGUGUGUCAUAUAGUGUGAGAUGUGAAUAGCUAUCUAUGUUUCUUAUUUAAAUAUAUUUAUAGAAGUGCAAGUCAUAGUGUUUUAAAAGACUACUAUUAUGUGUUGUUCAAUAUAUAUAUAUAUAUAUAUAUUCUAGAAGCAUAUCAUUUUUGCUUGAGAAAAAUAGGCAUACUAGUGACUUACUGAAGUUGUGUUGCACUAUGAUUCGUGAGGAAUGCUCAGGAAAUCUCAUGAGAAAACUAUGGGAGCAUGUAUUGAUAUUCAUUUCUGAAUAAUGAAUAUCAUUUUUCUGAAUGCUUUCUUUCUAUUAUUGUCCCCCAGCCAGCUCCAGAGCUCUUAAAUUUCAAUGUUUCUUGCACAUCAUUUUCUUAACUUGCACCUUAGACUAGCUUGUCUCCUCAUAAAGUUCAGGGUUUAUGACAUUUAUGCCGUACAUUGUAGACCCAAAGGAACAUAUCUCAUGAAAUCUUGACCCAAAUGAAAUAUAAGCAAUACAAUUCCCAACUAAAUAUUAAUCAAAAUUAAGGUUUGUUGUUAAAGAAAUCCCAUGGAGAAACAAUAUAUUAGUCACAAUGACAUCUUCUCUUCAUAAAAAUAACCAUUAUUUGAGUCCAGAUAUAAAAUAAAUAAAUAAAUUACAUAACAUAACCACAGUUCACUAAGAACCCUUCCUAGUCUCACCUGCCCUUUGCAAAUUGUUGACUAACAUAUUCCUAUCAUAGCAUCAAAUAUGGCUUGACAGAUUCAAGUAGAAGUAGUCACCCAAUCUAUAUCUACAAAUUAAAUGUAGAGAAUCAUUUCAUAUUUCCCUGUAUAUUAUCAAGACUUUUUGUACACCAGAAUGAAAAAAUAAUCCUUGCCUCAAGGAAGGAAAAGUUAAUCAAGAAGCAAAGAAGAACUAGAAGAUUCACUAAGUUGUGAGAUAAAGUCUCAGGAUGAGAUGGAAAAGGACACCCUGGGUCUUCCACACGGAUAAUAUACCGAGAGGCUAAUGCCUCAACCUCAGGACAUCACUGUUGAUUCUUCCUGUGGCUAGCAGCUGUUAGGAGGGCAGUACUUUGGGACUCACAGUGUAAGGAAUUAUCGAAGAAAAGCGAAUUAACAAUGGAGCAAAUGUUAACCUGGGAAAAGUAUUCAUCCACGUCUUCUAUUCACAAUAUGAAUCUACACACUUCCAUCCACCCCUGACCCUCCCCUCAAGUUGAAGCUCCAAACACUUUUUAUCAGGACUGAUUGCUAUUUUAAAUGCUUUACUUUGGCUUCUCAUUUAACUGACCUUUGCAUGCAAAUUCCUUUAAUAACACUUAGAUCUAAAGGCAAAAUUAGUCCAUGAAAUCCCUUGACCAAUCUGUAGGGUUAUUUUUCAAAGUAACUUCAAAAAGGCCAAAGGAGAAAUUUCUGCUUUGAUAGUUGACCCUGACCUGUAGAUUGUUCCCCAGUCACUCUCCCUUGUGCCCUGGGCUCCCAGACAUGAAUCAACCACUCUCUGUUUCUAAUUUUGUAAAUAAAUACCUUUUCACUUUGUGCUGGGUUCAGUUAGGAAGUAGGGAUAUGUGCUCCUGUGGGUAUGCAGUCUCAGCUGUGAUCACUAGAGGAGGGUGAGGACGGGGGGGGGGGGGGAGUAGAAGAGCCAUGAAUGACGCUUCUAGAGCCCCCCAGUGCAGAAGAAACCAUGAUGAGCUCUCCCUUGGUCUCAAAUCUCUUCUCUGGUUCAAGAGAUUUGGGAAAAGCAGAUCUCCUUUAGUUCAUUGAUGGGAAAUGGAUUAUAGAUAGUUAAUGGGGCCCCAGAGGAGGCUGUUGGCCUGUGUCCGUGGAAGGUACCAGAACCACGGCUGCUCAGGACCCCAGUGAUGGAUCUUCGAGCACAAGUCUUUCCAAACCUGUGGCACUAGUUAGGGGUUAAGUUUCUCCAGAGGAGGAGGAUUUUUCUCAGUCCUUUUCUGAAGAUCCAGGCAAGAGGUUGUUAACAUACAUGGAUCCCAUAUUUUUCCAGCGUUUGGAGGAUGCCCGUAGUUCUUAGUUUGGCCAGUAGCUUUAAUCUGAAACUGGAAUCAGAGUCCCAGAAAGAUUCCAGAGCAAACAAUUGCUAGGAUUCCGACGAGCUGGUUGAGAGAGAGGUCAGGUUCAGAGUCAGAUUCAGUUUGAAUUCAAGCCUUAAGUUUACAUAGCAUUUUGUGGUUUGUAAAUUGUGUGAUCCAGACCCCCUUCCCUGCAUCCUACCAACCCAUAGGCUCAUCAGGAUGACUGUGAACUGUGGGUAGAGUGAAAUGCCUGGCUCAAAGCCUCAAGUGGUACAGCCAGACUCUGAGUUUGACUUCUGGCUCUGUCAGCCUUCACUGUUGAGGAAAUCAUUGUCAGAGCACAGCCUGCUGGGGAACAAGAGGUCUGAUGAGGCUCCUGUGUCCUUCACAACAGGCUUGGCAUACCUGGCUGUGAUGGCAAUGGCUUUUGCUGAAUCCCUAGGGACUCUGCUGUGAGCACUCCCUCUCAAAAGGUCCUGUUGCCUUGCCUCUGUGUUCUCCAAGGAUUGGGAGUGACCUGACGGUUGUGUUUCUUUUCUUCCCAUCAACACUAGGUUACUACUGUGAGAACUUUAGAGCCGGAGGGAAGAGGAAUCUUUAAAGAGAUAAAAAGGGCUUGUUUUUAAAAAUUUUUUAUUUACCUUUUCCUUUUGAGCCCAAUUGUGUCAGCUAUCAAAGAGUUAGUGUUUAGGAGUGUGUCCCCUGUUUUCAGUUCUCACUUUCUCCUCAGCUCUUGUAUUAUAGGGAAGCUUGUUUCCUCAGGGAGUCUUCAGGUCAUAUUGUCACAGAGAUGAAACAAAUUAAAGGAAAAAUAUUUUUUAAGUCUUUUGAGGAGAGGCACUCUACCAGUGAAAGCCAUAGUUAAUUUUAUGGACACAGACUUCUUUGUAAAAAAAUAAAGAAAAUAUUUUGAUAUAGCAAUACAAAAAAUUUAGGCACAGAGGGUGGCUGUCCAAAUGUCACAUUAUAUUGAAGAGCUGCUGUGUCCAAAUGCAGUUUUAGAAUGUAUUUUUAUUUCCGGCUAACAGAAUGGAAUAUAUGAAGGAAAUUUCCAAUUUAUUUCCCCUCAAACACUUCUGUAUAUUCACCCCCAAGAGAAAUUCAGUCCUAGAUAUAUGGACUGGCUACCUGCCUAAGGGUUUGUGACACAUAACAGUAAAAGCCCCUUAUACUAGAUUUUUUUUUUUUUUAGUCUCUGUGAAAUGGGUGGGGGAGGGAAUUCACAGAAAGCCAGGCCACACAAGGUCAUGUGGUAGAGCACAUUAAAAUGGAUUUUGCAUUUAAAAAAGAUUUCCAUAUCUCUCAUUGUGAAGAUACAUAAUUGCUCUGUGCUGUUGUCUCUUUAGCUUUAGUCCAAAGGGAAGCAUGCCCCGUGGAGACAUUUAACAUCCUCUAAUAAAAACCAUGGUUGAGGUUUCCACAUAUGUUCUGAUGUUUGCAUGGUGGGGAUGGGGUUCAACAGUGCAUGGUUCUGGGGCCAGAUGUUGAUGUGGGAUUGCUAUCUUAACUGUUAUUGUGCUUUUGGUCCUUGUCGUCAAUCUGUUUCGACUAAACUAAAAACACAGGCAUGCCUCAUUUCUCCUGUCCCCGGCUCCCGGGAUAACUUGUAAGAUAACGAUAAAAGCAAACCGUCUAGUAAAAUGGUAUGGAUCA